AUGGACAUUUUUUUCGCUUUAAUUUUAAAUAAGAUUGGUGUGUGUCAUAUCAAUUCAGUUUUAGAAAAUGGUACUUGUCCUAAAUCAAAAAUGAAAAAUGAUGAAUUUAUUCCUAAACCACAAAUUUCAGCAACACUUAAUAAAAAAGGGUGUCAUAUAUAUGUUGAUAUUCCUUCUGAUUUUGAGAAAUUUGGAAAAGCUUUUGGAAAAUCUAUUAAUUUGUCGUUUAUCGAAGAAACCUCUAUUACACUAAUACUGUUAUCUAAAAUUCUUUCUAAAUUUGGUAUAACUAAUGAUAAGACUAUUAUUCAAUGGGAAAGUGUUAUGGAAAUUUUUCGAAAUGUUUCUGCAGCGUAUAAAGCAAAACAUGGUAAACCUCUGGUUAUUAUUUAUGAUAAUAUUAAUCGAUUGGUUAAAAAAAAAAAUCCAAAAAUCCUCGACAUCCUUCAAGAAGCAGCAAAAAGAGAUGCUGAUGAAAGCUCAUACAUUGCUUGCUUGGGCAAUACAAUUGAAAUUGGUGAUCUUGAUUUAAUUGGUGGACGAAUUUUACAGCUAAAGUCUGAGGCAGAUAAACUUCAGCAAGGAAAACCUUUUGAAGCUAUUAAAGAGAAAAUGUUUACAAAAAUCGAAGAUGAUUUCAAAAAUGCAAAACUCUUUCAAAAUCAAGUUCAUCAUGAAGUAGGAAAAAAUGUUAUUAAGACUUUGUUAAAUUUUAAAGAGAUAAAAUAUAUGGAAUUUUUAUAUUUUUUCAAUACAAAUAAGGAUGCUAAAGAAGUUUUAGAUAAAAAUGUAUUUGCAUAUCAUCCCGGAAAAAAUACUUCUUAA
This is a messenger RNA of Diversispora eburnea, 825 nucleotides long. The record is from the annotation of a GenBank genome assembly. NCBI's taxonomy places the organism in Eukaryota, Fungi, Glomeromycota, Glomeromycetes, Diversisporales, Diversisporaceae.